CUCUGAAAGAUGUGGACGCGCGUGUGGCGUUCGUGCGUGGCGGUUUUGGCGGGCUUGACGUGCGUCCGCGCGGAGGAGGACGCGUGUCCGCCGGCGUGCGCGUGCGAGCGAGGCUCGGGCACGGUGAGCUGCGGGGUCGCCGCCGUCGAGGCGGGAGUGCCGGCGCGCGUCCCGCCGUGGACGUCCACGCUGAUCGUGCGCGGCAGGGAGGUGACGACUUUGCGGCGCGGUGCGUUCAGGGACAACGGCACGGAGUUGGACGUGGCGACUCUGUCCCUGUCCUCCAACAUGAUCCGGGUCAUCGAGGCGGACGCCUUCUCGGGGCUGCCGCGCGUGCACGUGCUGGACCUGAGCCGCAACCGCCUGGAGGUGAUCUCGGACGGUGCGUUCAAUGGACUCCUGGAACUUCGCACGCUGUGCCUCAACCAGUCCAUCGCGCCCGGGGCCGCCGCGCAGCUCUGGGCGGCGCUGGCGUCCCCGAGGGUCCGGAACCUGCACCGCCUGGAGCUGGCGGGCAACAGACUGCGGUCCAUCCCGCCGGCCCAGUCCGGCCUGCACCAGCUGGUCCUGGUCAACAACUCCAUCGAGACCGUCAGCGGGGACGACGUCACCCGGCUGGACCAGCAGAGGCGCACCCGGGUCUACCUGUCCCAGAACCCCUUCCGGUGCACCUGCGACCUGGAGGCCUUCUACCACUGGCUGAAGAACUCCAGCCAGUGUCCAGACGCCGCGCUGCUCCGCUGCAGCCAGCCCGACGCCAGGAAGGGACUGGCCCUGGAGAAGCUGCGCGGGGAGGACGUGGACUGCGUCAACGAGAACCUGGAGGCGGUCUCCUACGUGUUCCUGGCCAUGGUCCUGGCUCUGAUCGGGCUGGUGUUCCUCAUGGUGCUCUACCUCAACCGGGGCGGCAUCAAGCGCUGGAUCAACAACAUCCGGGAGGCCUGCAGGGACCACAUGGAGGUCUACCACUACCGCUACGAGCAGGACUCGGACCCGCGGCUGGCCAACGUGGCCGUCUGACCAAAAGACCAGACUUAAGACCUCCUGAACGUCAAGUAGGACACAUGCAUGUUGAGCUUUUAUUUUGUAGGACCAGGAUGUCGCUUUAGCUCCUAAAUACGACAAUAAAAGUUCUUUAUCAUACAA
Nerophis lumbriciformis (worm pipefish) is the source of this 1146-nucleotide messenger RNA. It is a transcript of the gene tpbgl, whose product is annotated as trophoblast glycoprotein like. Lineage: Eukaryota; Metazoa; Chordata; Actinopteri; Syngnathiformes; Syngnathidae. Gene Ontology annotation, cellular component: plasma membrane. Gene Ontology annotation, biological process: negative regulation of canonical Wnt signaling pathway. Gene Ontology annotation, molecular function: protein binding. The record is from RefSeq and is a predicted model, not a curated record.